CAAACGGUCGUCGAGGACUUCCACCGCCGGUAAUGGUGGAAAACUGAGUGCGUGAGUGUGUGUUCUUCAAGGGAAACGCGAAAUUCUCCGUCCAAACAGCAGCAACAAUUACAACUACAACUACAACUACAACCAACAAGCAAAAGCCGUAGUUCCUGCGAGACCCACAAGCCGCAAAACCGAAUCAUUAAUAAAGAAAAGCCCAGCCGUCGACAAUAUUGUGCCGCGGUUGCCCCAUGUUGACACGGCUUAAAUGGGGCAUUAAGUGCUCGGUGCUCGGUGCUCAGUGCUCAUACAUGCCAUUGCCGCUAAUCAGAAGUGCAAAAAUCCCACGUUGGAUUCCAAACCCCACCCCAACCCCAAAAAAAAAGGAUUAAACUCCGGAUUCACGUCAGCACAUCACACAUUGAAAAUCCUGCGUGGACAGGCGUAAAGCUGAUUGCCCGGUGAUAUGAGUAUAAGAACGGGACUUUAACGAAGAUAAAAUUGAACAGAGUCUAAGGGAGAAGGAGAGAUAAGAGAGGAGAGAGGAGAUAGAAGAAAGGAGUGUGGAGUGACCAGCAACAGAAAAGUGGACAAAGUGACAGGCGAUAGCCACAAAACAACACACGAGAGAGGAGAAAAGAGGUGAGAGGAGGAGGAGGAGUAGGAGGAGGAGAGCAGGACCAGUUGACAGGAGCUCAGCCAAUAAAAGCCAACCAAACUCAGUCUGGGCCAAAUUUGGACACACUGAUGCAUACAGCCAGAGGAGGAAGAACUCCAGGAGUGGCAGAAUCAGAGGAAGGCAUCAGCAACAGAAACAGCAACCGCAGCAAAACAAAACUGGAAAAGUUGGUCUGAAACAGUCCGCUCAAAGGGGAAAAAGAGGAACAGCCAGCGGAAGCCGAGGCUGAAAAGUUCCCAAAUUUGGUAGACAAACCUCUUUCUUGCUGUCUCUUUCCCACUUCCAACCGGAACAGUUAGCAGCAGUUGGAAUUUGAUUUUAACGCUUAUUCGAGAGCUUGGGAUCUUUUCUGAGCCCUGUGUUUGUGGCACCAGCAACUGACAACCAUCACCAAGGCAGGAUCCACUGGCAGCCGAAUUAAAAUCAGCACCAGGACAACUUCACCCCGGAAAACUCCGCCCCUGAACUCCCACUUCAAAUCCACGCCUCAAUGACUUCACAUUGAGAUUGGCUGUCAAAGGGAAGGAUCCGGAAAAGGGAGCAGGACGAAGUGGGGCUGUGGAAAUGUUCGCCACUUGCGGCGACACAUGCUCUGACAAUUUAUCGACUCCUCGCAGCACCCAAUAAACCAAAGACCGCUCCACCAUGGGCCGCUUCCCCCCGCCCCUCCCACUCCUAUUUCUAUGCCUGAUGUCCACUUGGCGGACCCCUUCGGUCAGCGGCUAUCUGAACAUUUUCAUCAGCCACCACGAGGUGAUGAAACUGAUGGGACUCGAGGCGGACCUGUUCUAUGUGCACGAGGGAGCCAUCAACACAUACGCGAUGCACUUCACCGUUCCAGUGCCCGCGGACGUCCACGAGCUGGAGUUCUCCUGGCAGAGUCUCAUUGCCUAUCCACUGCGCUAUGCCAUUAGUAUCGAGUACAACAACGACCAGGAGGCACUGGGCACGCCCACGCUGAGUAUUCCGCACAAGGGCCUGGUGCCGCAGGAUAUCGAGUCCUUCCUGGUCUAUCUGCCCUGCACCGGCAAUGUGAGCCUGCAGAUGCCCGUCAAUGUCAACAUGGUGGUGCAGGCUCCUCCCCGAUUCAACGACACCCGACUCCACUUCAAGCGCAACAAGAUCUGCGCAAAAGGCAUCUCACCUGAGCCCAAUCAAUCGCCGGCACCCGCCCACGCCCCCUCCCAGGGACCCGCCCUCCUGAGUGCCGCCGCCUGUGCUUUGGGUCUGGUUUUGGCCGUCGGGCUGGUGGCCAGCAUGAUGUAUGUGAGGGCUCGCAAACAGCUUCGCCAGGACUCGCUACACACCAGCUUUACCACCGCGGCUUAUGGCAGCCACCAGAACGUGUUCAUCCGCCUGGAUCCCCUGGGCAGACCACCCAGUGCCACGGGAUCCUAUGCGACCAUUGCCAGCCUCAACAAAUACCCAGCGGACAGCAAGAAGUCAUGCAGCAUAUUCGACCGUUUCAGGAGCUCACCCACCCCCACGCCUUACGCCACUGCCCUGCUGCCCAUGAACCUCGAACAGACCGCAGAGACGAUUUACUCGAAGCCAGAGUCGAUCUGUCCCUCGAGGAUUUCCUACUACGCCUCCUCGCAACUGACCCAGGCGUGCAGUUUGUCGACGCCGAAGAGCAUCCGGAGCAAUGGCAAUGGUCAUUGCAACAGCGGCAGUGGCAGUCUGAGUCUUUUCGGGGGCAUCCCCACCGGCAGCACCAUCACGAUGGGCAGCCACGGGGAGAAGGGCAACCAGCGACUGCGCCGCAUUCCCAGUGUCCAGCCGGGUGCCCUCAGUUACGAGGAGCUGGUCAAGGAGGGCACCUUCGGCAGGAUCUUCGCCGGCAAGCUGGGCGAGUCCUGCGAGGCACUGGUCAAGACGGUCAUCGACGGGGCUUCGCUCACCCAGGUGGCCUAUCUGCUGCAGGACGCCUCGCUCCUGAUCGGAGUCAGCCACCAGCACAUCCUGGCACCGCUGCUGGCCAACACCGAGCUCCCGGGACCGCCGGAGAUCGCCUAUCCCUAUCCGUCCAAGGGCAAUCUAAAGAUAUACUUGCAAAAGUCGCGCGAAUCGAGCACGGCACUGAGUACCCGCCAGCUAGUUGAGUUUGGACUGCACAUCACCAAGGGAUUGGCCUACCUGCACUCCCUGGGAAUCGUCCACAAGGACAUUGCCACACGCAAUUGCUACCUUGACGAAGAGUCCUAUGUGAAGAUCUGCGACAGUGCCCUGUCCCGCGAUCUAUUCCCGGACGACUACGACUGUCUGGGCGACAAUGAGAACCGCCCGCUGAAGUGGCUGUCGCUGGAGUCGCUCCAGAAGCGGGUGUAUGCCACACAGGGCGAUGUGUGGGCGUUGGGCGUGACCUACUGGGAGCUGGUCACACUGGCCCAGAUGCCGCACGAGGAGGUGGAUAUAUUCGAGCUUACCAAUUACUUGGCUGCCGGCUUUCGGCUAGAGCAGCCCGUCAACUGUCCAGAUGAAUUCUUCACCGUCAUGAACUGCUGCUGGCACAGCGAGGCCAAACAACGACCCACGCCCUCACAGCUGCUCUCGUAUCUGCAGGACUUCCAUGCGGAUCUGGGCAUGUACAUCUAAGCGAGACGAAGGACUGACGACCGGGAGCCAAGUGAAGUCAAGCGGAGCGAAGCCUAAGAUAAAUUAAUUGAAACUUUUGCAUUUUAAAUGUGAGAUUAAAUGUGAAUUUACCUGUUAGAGUUUGGCGCAAAACCAAUUACAAUGAAAGCCAGCUAACUUCAGAUACGUAAGCAACACGCAGAUACACACACACAAGUACACUGGGGUGGACCUAAAUGAGUUAUACAAAAUCUAAUCUCUGGAUGUGUAAUGAAAAAUAUAUUUUAAGCCUGCGGAAAGGCAAAGAACAUCAUGAAAAUAAGGUGUAUAAAUUAAGAUCACACUGCGCACAAGUGAUAGAUUAUAUGUAAACAUCGAAUAUUCUAGGGCCGCAGCUGCAUAUAAGUGGGAAAAUAAAAAAAAUAAUUCACUGCACUUAAAGCGUAUACACGGCGUAUGAGUGAUAAUGUCUGCAACCAACUUAUUGCCCCUAAAACGUGCACAUGAGCAAACUAAAUCUAACUGAGUCACUGCUUUUAAGGAAUAUAAACAAGUGAUACAAGUUUUAAGCACCUCACUCCGCGUAAAGAUUACAUGGCAUUAGCUAGGCCACACUGCGUAUGAGUAAUAUGCAAGACCAACUCACGGCCCUUGAAAUCCAAAGCACUACAAAAGUUAGAUAGCAACUCAGGUCCACCCAAUAAUAUAACAGUUUGUGGCUAUCAAUUUUCAACGCGAUGACACAAAGCCUGGCACGAAAUGGCCCCCAGGCAGCACGUGGGUUAAGCGUUAGAUAAAUCUGACAUUUAAGUAGUUAGCAAUUGAAUAACAAACACUCACACGCAGAGCAACACACACACACACACGUACACUCGCAGACACUAACCUUACAUGAUAAAUGAAUGUGAAUUAUUGAUGUGCAUAUUUUAUUGAAUGUGUGUAGAGUAAGCAAAGGACGAAGGAUUGAACGGGGAGAGAUGCGACAACAGGAUGCGGAAUCUUUUGUUCACGAAUGUUGUCCUCGAUUGUUAUGAAAGCGAUAUAUUUAUUUACCUUGAUUAUUAUUAUUACUAUGGCGUAUGUCAUAAGGGAGGAAGUUCAAAGCAGAAUCUGAAUCAGGUGAAAAGCAAAAACAGCAAAUGUUAAACCGAUGGCAAACAACCGAUAAACAUUAUUCACACCCACUCACACACAAUUACACACAGUUGCAUGCGUAGAGGUCCCUUAACACCUUGAUAACCAAAACCCUUACUCUUUAACCCUCUUCUCGCUCCUCGCUCGCAUAUCGCACUAAUUCCGUUUUGGAGAACCUUGUCGCAAUCGUUUCGUUGCUCAAUUAUUUCGAUGUCAAAGGACAGGGGAAUAAUCCAAGCUCCUGACAGGCCAAGCCAUCAAAAAUGCAGAUGCAGCUGGGUUUUCGCUCAGUGCAUUUGCAGCUUGUAGUGCCUGCAUUUGUUUUCCGAGCUGUCAUUUGGCCCCAAUCCGAGCCAAAAUCUCCAGCUUAAGACGUCCUUGCUGUUUGUUUAUGCCUUUUAGUUGAAUUAGCCAAGAAUUGUUUCUGUUUCUGUUUCCAUUUCCCCAGAGUUAUGUAUUAAUUUGCAUUUCCGUUAGCCAAGUCAGGCGACAACUUAAAGUUGUCAGGCCCCAAAAGAACCCCACCCCAGAAUAACACUAGACAAAUAUACUGGGAUGGAUGAAGGUGUGCUUUAAAGGUUUUACUGAUGUUGAAGCAAUAAUUUUGAUUUUAACUACAGCACACCUUCGCCUAUCCCAAUAUAUUGUCAAAGGUCAGUGUAAUUAAUAGCUAAUGCAUUGCCGUCAACAGAAGGCCAUCACUUAAACGUAGUUUAAAUGUUCUCUGUACUAAUUAAACACAAAAAUAAAAUCAGCAAAGAAAAGAAAACAAAAAAACAGUCACGCACCGAAAUAACUAAGGAUGAAAUAGAAAAUAGUUCCAGACCAGCAGCUGCUUAUUCGUCUAGCUACGUAAGCUCUUUCCAUAUGUUUUAUUCUUAAGCUUCGCACUCGACUAUGAAAACGUUACUAAAGCAAAUACCGAACUGCAAACUAUCUCUGCAUUUAAUAAAUACCCCAAAAAGGCAGCCGGGCAGCUCAUAAACACACACAAACACACUAACAUAUAACACAUACAGACAACUGUACACACACCUACAAUUAUCCUGUGGAGACAAACAAAUUUCAAAUAGAUUAGAAAGCUAAGGAGACGGAGCUCUUGAAUCAAAGGAGCGGCCCACUACUAUAACUAACUGAAUGUGUUUCAUGUUUAUAUAUGUGUACGUGAGUGUAUGUCUAUGACUAAACGUAUAUUUUGUCGUCAAAUUGAAAACUAACUGUAAACGCUAUUGAGAGGCAAACAAAACGAAUACCAGCAAAUGUGUAAAGCCCGGAAGGAAAAGGCUAAGGCACACACACACACAGACAGACACUCACACUCCAACACACACACCCACACACACACCCAGAUACCCAAAAACCACAAAGCAAAACAAAUUGUCAUUCACUCUGCAUAUGUCUCACUCUUUAACUCUAUAUAGAUGUAUCUCUGUAUCCUACUUUUAGAUAUACUCUAGCGUAUGAUUGUAUGUGUAUACAGAAACUCGAAACUAAUGCGUUUUCGUGUGGAAAAAAAAACAAAAACAAAACAAGAAGGAAUAUCUGCUAAGACACACAAACACUCGAAACGCCCUCACACCCUUUAAGAACCCCCCCACCCACACCCCACCCCUCUAUCUAUCCAAGCGCUAUUAUAACGAUGGAAGUGGGCGUGGCACUAAGACAAAGCUAAGAAGCAAAACGACAACUGAAAGCAGAAAUUCAAUUUUUGUGAA
Drosophila rhopaloa is the source of this 6087-nucleotide messenger RNA. It is a transcript of the gene Drl-2, whose product is annotated as tyrosine-protein kinase RYK. Gene Ontology annotation, biological process: positive regulation of kinase activity; cell surface receptor protein tyrosine kinase signaling pathway; multicellular organism development. Gene Ontology annotation, cellular component: signaling receptor complex. Bases 1310 to 3259 code for a protein of 649 amino acids. NCBI's taxonomy places the organism in Eukaryota, Metazoa, Arthropoda, Insecta, Diptera, Drosophilidae. The record is from RefSeq and is a predicted model, not a curated record. Gene Ontology annotation, molecular function: ATP binding; protein kinase activity. The transcript is spliced from 11 exons.